Messenger RNA from Scutellospora calospora, 435 nucleotides. The record is from the annotation of a GenBank genome assembly. Lineage: Eukaryota; Fungi; Glomeromycota; Glomeromycetes; Diversisporales; Gigasporaceae.
CAAAAACCUAAAGCGAACGCUAAAGAUGCUAUUGUUCGCCUUAGAGAGACCUUGCAAAUGCUGGAAAAACGAGAAAAUCAUUUGCAAAAUAAGAUCGACAGUGAAAUUAAAAUUGCAAGGUCCAACGCAGGCAAUAACAAAAGAGCUGCUUUGAUGGCUCUUAAGCGAAAAAAACAAUAUGAAAGUCAGAUUGAAAAGAUAAGUGGUGCACGUAUUACAAUCGAAGCGCAAGUUAUGGCAAUUGAAAGCGCAAACGUCAAUCUUGAAACUAUUAGAGCCAUGGAAAGUGGUGCUGAGGCGAUGAAGGCGAUACAUGGGUCUAUGGAUAUAAAUAAAGUAGACGAUACAAUGGACUCUAUACGUGAACAGAUGGAUUUGGCCGAUGAAAUUUCAAAUGCGAUUUCUGCACCCAUGAUUGGUGUCGAUUUAGAUGAU